Messenger RNA from Meloidogyne enterolobii, 273 nucleotides. The record is from the annotation of a GenBank genome assembly. Lineage: Eukaryota; Metazoa; Nematoda; Chromadorea; Rhabditida; Meloidogynidae.
AUGUCAAAUAAAUUAAUUUUAUUUAUUUUUGUUUUUGUCUUAAUUUAUAUUCAAAUAAAUGCUAAAAAUAAUAAAAAUUUACAAAAAUUUCCAAAUAAUCGUAAAGAAUUUAUUGAACAAUAUUUAAAUCAUCUUAAAAAUCCAAAACGUGUAAAAAGAGAAUUUUAUGGAAGUUUACCUAGUUAUCAACAAUUGAAUGAAUUUUUAGACCAAAUUACUGGUUGGGUGCCUAGACAAAAUACUUAUUAUGGCCCUCCCGCUGGUGGACGUUAA